Caenorhabditis auriculariae is the source of this 318-nucleotide messenger RNA. The record is from the annotation of a GenBank genome assembly. NCBI's taxonomy places the organism in Eukaryota, Metazoa, Nematoda, Chromadorea, Rhabditida, Rhabditidae.
AUGGACUCGGCCCAUGCCUAUAUUUACUCGACGAGGCCUUCCCGAACCAAUUGCCCAUUAUUCAUCUCGGCGUUUUUGUCGUCGCCGCCGCCGCAGUCGCAGCCGAUUAGAGAUCAGUUGCCGGCCACGGCAGAGACGAGAGGGCGCAGAGAAACGCGACGGAAGAACAACCCCUUGAGGCGUUGUGGGCGUGGCACUUCGUGCACGCUGCUUCUCUCGUCGACCCUCCACGCCUCGGGGCACUCUCUAGCCCUUUCCGUCUUCCUUCUUGUCCCAGUAUACUUACUCUCUCUCCCUUCUCAUUUUUUCCGUUGUUAG